Molecule: messenger RNA, 1458 nt
Organism: Capronia coronata CBS 617.96
Lineage: Eukaryota; Fungi; Ascomycota; Eurotiomycetes; Chaetothyriales; Herpotrichiellaceae
Exons: 1
Coding region: 1-1458 (485 amino acids)
Molecular function (GO): aldehyde dehydrogenase (NAD+) activity
Source: RefSeq, a predicted model, not a curated record
AUGACAGACAUCAUCAAAGCCGACCUCUUGAUCAACAACAAGUCAGUGCCUGCCUCCAGCAAGGAAACAUUCGAUCUGUUUUCGCCAUACACAGGCAAACUCGUUGCAACAGUAGCAGAGGCUUCCGUCGACGAUGUCGACAGCGCCGUCGCAGCGGCCGAAGCUGCCUUCCCGGCAUGGAGCGCUCUAUCGCCCAGUGCACGGGGCAAACCCCUGAAGAAAUUGGCCGAAAAGAUCAUCGCUGCGAAAGACGAACUGGCCGAACUAGAUGCCAUCUCCAUGGGCCGACCUGUGGGAGGCUAUUUUGAUGCCGACUACGCUGGGGUUCAUUUCAACUAUUUCGCCGAAGCAGCCUACGCUCAAGGCCAUAGCAGUCUCAACACGCCAGGAUUUCUCAACCUGUCGCUCCGACAGCCCUUUGGGGUGGUGGGCGUCAUCAUCCCGUGGAACGCGCCCCUGGUGUUUUUCAGCAAGAAAAUCGCCCCGGCAGUGGCGGCGGGGAACUGCGUCGUCCUCAAGUCUAGCGAAAAGGCACCGCUGACUUCGUGGAAAGUGGCCCAAUGGAUCGAGGAAUGUGGAUUUCCCCCGGGCGUCAUCAACGUGCUUUCGGGACACGGGCAGAUCUCUGGGGCGGCCAUAGCGUCGCAUAUGAAGAUCCGAGCGAUUUCAUUCACGGGUAGUUCGCGUACUGGACGAGCCAUCCAGAAGGCCUCGGCGGAUUCAAAUCUGAAAAAGGUCGUCUUUGAACUCGGCGGAAAGGGGCCCGCAUUGAUCUUCGAGGACGCCGAUCUCGACGAGGCUGUCAAGGGCACCGAAUUCAGCAUCAUGUUUAACAGUGGACAGACAUGCAUGGCCAACAGCAGAAUCUACGUCCAGGAAAGCAUCAGAGAUAAGUUCACCGAAGCGUUCACACGGGCAGCAAGCAGUAGAAAGCUGGGAGACCCGACACAAAAGGACAUCAAUCAUGGACCACAGGCCGAUAAAGUGCAAUAUGAGACGGUCUUGAAAUACAUCGAGAUUGGAAAGAAAAGUGGGGGCAAGGUCCUCGUGGCAGGAGAACAAGCCGAUGCCACUCUGGGAAAGCCUCUGUUGAUUUCUCCUGUCUUGUUCAUGGAGCAGCCUGAAGACAGCCAGAUCAUGAAGGAGGAGAUCUUUGGCCCUGUUGUCGUCAUCAACACUUUCAAGACCGAGGAGGAAGUCAUUGCCAAAGCAAAUGACACAGAGUUUGGCCUCUACGCCGCACUCUACACGAACGACCUGCAACGAGCCCUGAGGGUCAGCAAGAAGUUGGAGAGCGGUAUGGUGGGUGUGAAUUGUGCCAGUCCGACGGGUAGCUGGGAUCUGCCAUUUGGUGGGUGGAAGAGUAGUGGUACCGGAAGGGAGAGUCUAUUGGAGAGUAUCGAGCACUUCACCGAGCAGAAGAGUAUCUUCAUCAAGGUCUCGGGGAUUGGUGGUUGA